GGGUUUCCGGAAGGCUGAGGAAGACUGGCGGGAGAGUUGGAGCUCUCUGCGAGGGUGGAACUUUGGUCGGGAGGCGGAGGCUCCGAGUAGGCGGCUCAGGGCGGUGCUGCAGCUCCCUCCGUGGCUGCGCGUCGGCGACCGCAGGCCCACCCAGAAGUAGCAGCAGCCGCCCUGUGCCGCCGGGCCCCUGCAGCGCUCGGGCCGGCCUGCGCAGGAUGCGCCGCGCCCGCUCGCUCUGCAGAGAGCCCCGCCUUCGGCCGCGAGGGCUUCCCGGGGAGGAGCUCCCUUCAGCGGCUAAGGUGCGCUGCUGAUGCUGCCGGGUCCGGGAGAGGCUCUGUCCCUGCUCAUCCUUUGUGCCCACGAGGCGAAAACGCUGCAUCCGGAAUGACAGGGAAGCAUGGAAGAUAACAACAUGGAAAAGAAAUCACAGGAGAGUACAAGAGGUCCUUCCCAGAGAGAAAUCCCACUCCCACCAGCUGCGCUGCUGCUGCUGGUGAUGGUCCUUAUGAACAUCCUCCUCUAUCUCUACCUUGAUCAUGUUUUUGUUUCUCCUCCACCCUCUGGCUUGGACUCCAACCGAUGUCCCUUUGGUACCUUCCGAAUGGGACAGAUGAAAAAUUGCUCCCCUUGGCUCUCUUGUGAAUCCCUGAGAACAGAAGUCAGAAGGCUGAAACGUGUUGGGGAAGGAGCAGUGAAAAGGGUCUUUCUUUCUGAAUGGAAGGAACAGAAAGUUGCCUUUUCCCAGCUCACCACCCCAGAGAUGAAAGAAGAUUUCCUCCAUGGGCUGAAGAUGCUGAAAUCCUUACAAAGCGAGCAUGUGGUCCUGCUGGUUGGCUAUUGUGAAGACGACGGCACUCUUCUUACUGAAUACCAUCCCUUGGGUACUUUGAAGAACCUGGAAGAAACACUAAACCUCCCCAGAUAUCAAAGCCUGAACACCUGGCAUCACAGGUUGAAACUGGCAAUCAACUACGUGAAGAUCAUUCACUAUUUGCACACCAGCCCUGUGGGCACUUUGGUGAUGUGUGACUCCAGUGACUUAGACAAAAUGCUUUCGCAGUACUUGCUGACAAGCAGUUUUAAUAUAGUAGCAAAUGAUCUGGAUGCUCUGCCCGUUGUCAACAAGGGCAAUGGGACCUUGAUCAAAUGUGGCCAUAGGGAGCUUCUGGGGGAAUUUGUGGCCCCAGAGCAACUGUGGCCUUAUGGAGAGGAAGUGCCGUUCGAAGACGGCCGUAUGCCGCCGUACGAUGAAAAGACAGACAUCUGGAAAAUACCCGAUGUCUCCAGUUUUCUUUUGGGGCACGUGGAAGGGAGUGAUGUGGUCAGAUUCCAUUUGUUUGAGAUCCACCAGGCGUGUAAGAAGAAGAAUCCUGAGGAAAGGCCUUCAGCCCAGGAGGUCCUAGACACCUACCAAAAGGUUUUAAAUUCUCUUAGAGACACAGUCUUGCCUGGGGUAAGAGAAAUGUUGUGAAAAUGAGAUUUAUCAUUGAGAGGUGAGCCCUGAUGAUUUAAGGGGAAAAUACAAGCUGCUCUUUUUGGUCUUUGUUGUGAUUUUCUUCUGCUGUACCCAGAUGGUUGCUUUCUGUAAUUCCCUCAUAAUCCUUGAGCUGAUAAAUGCCAUAAUUUGGCCUGAAGGGAUGAGAGAAAGGGACAGAGAUGAAGAGAGUACAUGUGCAUAGGAGGCAUGGAAAGUUCACUACAUUUAAGAGUCAGCGCCCCUGGUUUUCUGGUUCUGCUACUCACCAGCUUUGUGAUAUUAGUUGAGUAAGUCCCAUAACCUCUUCUGGACCUAUUUUCUUAUCUAUAAAAUGAAGAGACUGGCCAAGACGACCUCUAUAAAGUCUAUUUCUUGUUCUAAAUCUAUGAUCUUUAGAUCCUAUUUUAAAUCUAGCUUCCAAUGCCUUUUUCAGAUUGCCCCCUUGCAGGGGUAUACCUAAGAGAUAGACAACUAAAGGAAGGAGAACAAAGCAGCAAAAAAUCUUAGAUAACCUGGGCUUGACUAUGAUUGGAUUUACAAAAAUCAAACUGACUUAAAAUUACACUCCUCAUUGUGAUAUGGAAGUUGCUAUGGGUUCUUAAAAUUGAGGUCACCAAAUAAACAGUUUUGAUGGAUCCUACAAAGCCAGAAAGGCUUCAAGGAUGGAUGUAGAGAUGGAUCCUGUGUGUUGUACCCCUAAAGAACAAAUUUAGCAAGUUCGUUCCCAGGGUAGAAUGUUGGCUGUUAGGAGAUGAUUUGGGGAGGAGGGGCAUGAAUGGGAAUUCAUGAAUAGAUCAGGAGAUAAAAUGGCCUUCUCUUCCUCCUGGCCCCCUUCCUUUUUGCUGUCAGAAAAUGGAGGCAAAAGUUUCAAAGAAUCACAUAAUUUUUACUCUACCUAUUACUGUUAAGUUAUUUAUUGAUAUUCCUAACAUGUAAAUGAAAAAUAAGGUGGCUGAGAGCAAGAAGCAGCUGAUGGUAGACAGACAGUUCAUGUGCUCCAUUAGUAUUCUUGGGAUGUUAGGGAAAUAAGAGGAAGGUCCCCAGCAUAUUCUGAGUACCCCUCCCUAUGGAGAUUUUAUGGGACAGCAUAGACAAAAGCCAUACAAAAUGGGUAUCCAUUUUGAGAUCUGCAUUACUAAAGAGAAUAUUCACAUUGGAGUUUUGGAGUACUCUAUGUGUAUUAGUCCAAAGACCUAGCUAGUACAUGCCACAGGAAUGGAACCAAAGCCAUUCUGAUAUUCUCACUCUUAAGCGGAAACAAGUGUAGUGAAGUAGCAGUUUUCAUCCUAAUGUCUAUCAUGGGACAUUUGGGCACCCGUCCUUGCACCCCUCCAAAGACUAUAAGUAAACAGAUCACUGCAAAGAAGAUUCCCACUCAUAAGAACUGUGGAAGAUGGAAGAGGAUUGUUUUUUUAUUGCCUAGAUCACAAAAAGAACAUUUUCCUCCAGUAUUUUCCUUUUAAUGGUAAUAAAGUUGGAGUUGUCAGAGUGUAUUCACUUGUCACUUGGGUUGAUUUAAUCAAGUCAUAUGCAGUUCUUAGGUGCCUUUUCUCUCUCUCUCCCUUUUAUAUAAUACUUUUCUAUUUUUGUUAAGAGAUCUAUCAUAACAUUUUCUUUCUUGGUCAGUAAAACAGAACUAUUGCCAAAAACUGAUAAAUUUUUCAAAGUUGAAAGGUAUGGAAAUAGUUUAAUACUAAGUCCUAUAGAGUUCACAAUUGUGCUGAUGUCCCUAAACCAUGCUUCUAAAAAUCAUUGCUCUUAGAGAUGAGUUCUGAAUGUCCCAAAUGACCUAUUGUGACUAGUCAACAAGAACAAGUCAGUGAUACUGUCUUAUUUACCAGGAGAAGUGGAGUGGUCCUCGACUUUACUAAAUAAAACCGUCAAAGAAUCCUUUUCCUAUAGGUACAUCAUCUUAUUCAUCUGAUGGGAUGGUUAUUCUCAUUCCUGUUAAUGAUCACUAAUCAAGUAGUUUAAGCCCAACUCCAACCCAAGUUGGAGAUCUGCAAAAUUGGAGGUGCAUUGAUAUAGGUUUUAUUCCCCUGUGACAGAUCUGAGAUGAAUACAAAGCAAAGGGGUCUCAGGAGAGAGUAGGUUGUAACUAUCUGUUACUUUAUCUAUAAAAUGAGGGGGUUGGACUCCAGGCUCUUUGACUUUCCUUAUCCUAAUCCUUUGACAUUCACCUAAGGUGAUACUACCUCCUGACACUCACCUAUGGCAAGUACCCAAAUCCUGUAUGACAGAUUGCCUGGAUCACAGUAAAUAUGAGAAUGUGCCCACCAAAAGUACAUAGGUAUAUAUUUUAUGUCUUGAAAAAUAGCACCAGUCACUCUGUCCAUUUUACUUAACUCUAAAUGAAAUUGGCCUUUGGAAACUAAUUGAUUUUACCAAAUGGGAUGUAAUUUAAUGUAUUUAUUCAUGUUAUAAUUUUUUCCUGCUCAUUUCUGUCAUUAUAAAGUCAUUGCUUUCUGUUUCUUAACAUUCCAACUUUUCUAUCAAGUAAAAUUUUGAAUCUUCAAACUUGUGAGUUUUAAAAUAUUACAAAUAAAGGAGAGAUCCUUCCCCUGUUU
Messenger RNA from Sarcophilus harrisii (Tasmanian devil), 4044 nucleotides. RefSeq names its product protein O-mannose kinase (gene POMK). The record is from RefSeq and is a predicted model, not a curated record. Gene Ontology annotation, biological process: carbohydrate phosphorylation; protein O-linked glycosylation; protein phosphorylation. The coding region runs from base 398 to 1471 and encodes 357 amino acids. NCBI's taxonomy places the organism in Eukaryota, Metazoa, Chordata, Mammalia, Dasyuromorphia, Dasyuridae. Gene Ontology annotation, molecular function: ATP binding; protein kinase activity; carbohydrate kinase activity. Gene Ontology annotation, cellular component: endoplasmic reticulum membrane. The transcript is spliced from 3 exons.